This is a messenger RNA of Eubalaena glacialis (North Atlantic right whale), 3179 nucleotides long. RefSeq names its product MAM domain containing glycosylphosphatidylinositol anchor 2 (gene MDGA2). The coding region runs from base 3 to 3080 and encodes 1025 amino acids. The record is from RefSeq and is a predicted model, not a curated record. Gene Ontology annotation, molecular function: axon guidance receptor activity; protein binding. The transcript has 17 exons. Gene Ontology annotation, biological process: synapse organization; homophilic cell-cell adhesion. Gene Ontology annotation, cellular component: plasma membrane; neuronal cell body; axon. Lineage: Eukaryota; Metazoa; Chordata; Mammalia; Artiodactyla; Balaenidae.
GCAUGAGUGUGGGGUGUGAGGGGCUCCUGCGCUCCGCUCACGGCCGCCGCCGGGGAAAGACGGACGGACUGCGCUUCCCUCUUCCGCGAGCGGUUCCCGGGCACCUCGGCUCGGCUGGAGAGCGAGCGGAGCGCGCCCGGCUGGCCGCCGGCCUCCAGAAGGUCCCGCUGCGUCCCCCCUGGGCUGGAUAUGUUCAUGUUCACGUGAAGAUGGAUUUAGUGUACGGUCUCGUGUGGCUGCUGACAGUCCUCCUGGAGGGGAUCUCUGGCCAAGGAGUGUACGCUCCCCCCACGGUUCGUAUUGUGCAUUCAGGCUUGGCCUGUAACAUUGAGGAGGAGCGCUACUCGGAAAGGGUCUACACUAUACGGGAAGGAGAAACCCUGGAAUUGACCUGUCUGGUCACAGGACAUCCACGUCCACAGAUCAGGUGGACCAAAACAGCAGGAAGUGCCUCUGACAGAUUCCAAGACUCAAGUGUCUUCAACGAGACUUUGAGGAUUACAAAUAUUCAGCGACACCAAGGAGGCCGGUAUUACUGUAAAGCAGAGAAUGGCCUGGGGUCCCCAGCGAUAAAGUCAAUCAGAGUGGAUGUGUACUAUUUGGAUGAUCCAGUAGUAACUGUUCACCAAAGUAUAGGUGAAGCUAAAGAACAAUUUUACUAUGAGAGAACAGUGUUCCUCCGGUGUGUUGCCAAUUCCAAUCCACCUGUUCGGUACAGCUGGAGACGUGGCCAGGAGGUGUUACUACAAGGGUCUGAUAAAGGAGUUGAGAUUUAUGAACCCUUCUUUACCCAGGGUGAAACAAAGAUAUUAAAACUAAAGAAUCUUCGACCUCAGGACUAUGCUAAUUAUAGCUGCAUUGCUUCAGUGAGGAAUGUAUGUAAUAUUCCUGAUAAGAUGGUGUCAUUUAGACUUUCCAAUAAAACAGCAUCUCCAUCAAUCAAACUCUUGGUGGAUGACCCUAUAGUUGUAAAUCCUGGAGAGGCCAUAACAUUAGUAUGUGUUACGACAGGAGGAGAGCCUGUACCUUCUCUCACCUGGGUCAGGUCCUUUGGGACUCUGCCUGAAAAGACUGUUUUGAAUGGAGGAACUUUAACCAUACCUGCCAUCACCUCAGAAGACGCUGGUACUUACAGCUGCAUCGCCAAUAAUAAAGUGGGAAACCCUGCAAAAAAGUCUACCAACAUCAUUGUGAGAGCAUUAAAAAAAGGACGAUUUUGGAUCACACCAGAUCCUUAUCACAAAGAUGACAACAUCCAGAUUGGGCGUGAGGUGAAAAUAUCUUGCCAAGUAGAAGCUGUUCCUUCUGAGGAGUUAACAUUUAGUUGGUUUAAAAAUGGUCGUCCAUUAAGAAGUUCUGAACGGAUGGUUAUUACGCAGACUGAUCCGGAUGUCUCCCCGGGAACGACAAACUUGGACAUCAUUGAUUUAAAAUUCACAGAUUUUGGGACAUACACAUGUGUAGCAUCUCUGAAGGGAGGAGGAAUAUCUGAUAUCAGUAUUGAUGUUAAUAUAUCCAGCAGCACAGUUCCACCCAAUCUGACUGUUCCACAGGAAAAAUCACCUUUGGUCACCAGAGAAGGAGACACAAUAGAACUGCAGUGUCAAGUAACUGGAAAACCUAAACCCAUCAUCCUUUGGUCUAGAGCGGAUAAAGAAGUUGCAAUGCCUGAUGGGUCAAUGCAAAUGGAGAGUUAUGAUGGAACACUGAGGAUUGUGAAUGUAUCUAGGGAAAUGUCAGGAAUGUACCGAUGUCAGACCAGCCAGUACAAUGGAUUUAAUGUGAAACCAAGAGAAGCCUUGGUGCAGCUCAUCGUGCAGUAUCCUCCUGCUGUGGAACCAGCAUUUCUGGAAAUCCGGCAAGGACAAGACCGCAGUGUCACUAUGAGCUGCAGGGUCCUGAGAGCCUAUCCAAUACGGGUACUGACCUAUGAGUGGCGCUUGGGAAACAAAUUAUUACGGAUGGGUCAAUUUGACUCUCAAGAAUACACAGAGUACCCGGUGAAGAGUCUUUCCAAUGAAAACUAUGGGGUUUAUAAUUGUAGCAUCAUAAAUGAAGCUGGAGCAGGGAGAUGCAGCUUUCUUGUUACAGGAAAGGCCUAUGCUCCAGAAUUCUAUUACGAUACCUACAAUCCUGUGUGGCAGAACAGACACCGUGUUUACUCCUACAGUCUACAGUGGACUCAAAUGAAUCCUGAUGCAGUAGAUCGGAUCGUUGCAUACCGGUUGGGUAUUAGACAGGCUGGACAGCAGCGAUGGUGGGAACAGGAGAUUAAAAUAAAUGGGAAUAUUCAAAAGGGAGAAUUAAUUACAUAUAACUUGACUGAGCUAAUUAAACCAGAGGCUUAUGAAGUCCGACUGACUCCUCUCACCAAAUUUGGAGAAGGAGAUUCAACAAUUCGUGUCAUCAAAUAUAGUGCUCCUGUUAAUCCUCAUUUGAGAGAAUUUCACUGUGGAUUUGAAGAUGGUAACAUUUGUUUGUUUACCCAAGAUGAUACAGACAAUUUUGACUGGACAAAGCAAAGUACUGCAACAAGAAAUACAAAAUAUACUCCAAACACUGGACCUAACGCUGAUCGUAGUGGCUCCAAAGAAGGUUUUUAUAUGUACAUUGAGACAUCUAGACCCAGAUUGGAAGGAGAAAAGGCUCGACUUCUCAGCCCUGUUUUCAGCAUAGCUCCCAAAAACCCUUAUGGACCCACGAACACUGCAUAUUGUUUCAGCUUCUUUUAUCACAUGUAUGGACAACAUAUAGGUGUUUUAAAUGUUUAUCUACGUUUGAAAGGGCAGACAACGAUAGAGAAUCCACUGUGGUCUUCAAGUGGGAAUAAAGGACAACGAUGGAAUGAGGCACAUGUUAAUAUAUAUCCAAUUACUUCAUUUCAGCUCAUUUUUGAAGGUAUUCGAGGUCCUGGCAUAGAAGGUGACAUUGCCAUUGAUGAUGUAUCAAUUGCAGAAGGAGAAUGUGCAAAACAAGACUUAACGACUAAGAAUUCCGUUGAUGGUGCUGUUGGAAUUUUAGUACAUAUAUGGCUUUUUCCGGUUAUCGUCCUCAUCUCUAUCUUAAGUCCUCGAAGGUGACCUUACCCUGGCAGAGGCUAUAAAAGAUUCACCAGGCACUGGCAUGAAGAAAGAGUCUUUGUAAAUGGACAUUGAAAAAACAAACUACCAAAGAUUCCU